Acanthisitta chloris (rifleman) is the source of this 1215-nucleotide messenger RNA. It is a transcript of the gene SMARCE1, whose product is annotated as SWI/SNF related, matrix associated, actin dependent regulator of chromatin, subfamily e, member 1. Gene Ontology annotation, molecular function: nuclear receptor binding; nucleosomal DNA binding. The record is from RefSeq and is a predicted model, not a curated record. Gene Ontology annotation, biological process: negative regulation of DNA-templated transcription. Gene Ontology annotation, cellular component: SWI/SNF complex. Lineage: Eukaryota; Metazoa; Chordata; Aves; Passeriformes; Acanthisittidae.
GAAAGGCCAUCUUAUGCCCCACCUCCCACCCCAGCUCCUGCAACCCAAAUGCCCAGCACCCCAGGGUUUGUGGGAUACAAUCCAUACAGCCAUCUGGCCUACAACAACUACAGGCUGGGAGGGAACCCGGGCACCAACAGCCGGGUCACGGCUUCCUCUGGUAUUACCAUCCCCAAGCCCCCCAAACCCCCAGACAAGCCCCUGAUGCCCUACAUGCGGUACAGCCGGAAGGUCUGGGACCAAGUGAAGGCGUCCAAUCCUGAUUUGAAGUUAUGGGAAAUUGGCAAGAUUAUUGGAGGAAUGUGGCGAGAUCUCACUGAUGAAGAGAAGCAAGAGUAUUUGAAUGAAUAUGAAGCUGAAAAGAUCGAGUACAACGAGUCCAUGAAGGCCUACCACAACUCCCCUGCCUACCUGGCCUACAUCAACGCCAAGAGCCGCGCGGAGGCGGCGCUGGAGGAGGAGAGUCGGCAGAGGCAGUCGCGCAUGGAGAAGGGGGAGCCCUACAUGAGCAUCCAGCCCGCGGAGGAUCCUGAUGACUACGACGAUGGUUUCUCCAUGAAACACACGGCCACGGCGCGGUUCCAGCGCAACCACCGCCUCAUGUGCGUCGUGCCCGACGUGCGCUCCGUCGUCACCUCACCGCCGAUGCAGGUCCUCAAGCGCCAGGUCCAGUCCCUCAUGGUGCACCAGCGGAAACUGGAAGCUGAGCUGCUGCAGAUCGAGGAGCGGCACCAGGAGAAGAAGAGGAAGUUUUUGGAAAGCACAGAAUCCUUCAACAACGAGCUGAAAAGGUUAUGCAGUUUGAAGGUGGAAGUGGAUAUGGAAAAGAUUGCAGCUGAGAUUGCCCAGGCUGAGGAACAGGCUCGGAAGAGGCAGGAGGAGAGGGAAAAGGAAGCAGCUGAGCAGGCUGAGCGCAGUCAGAACAACCUGGCAGCUGAGGAGGAGCAGGCAGCCAGCAAGGUGGAGGAGAAGAAGGAAGAGGAGAGCACUCCCAUGGAGACAGAAGAGCCUCACGCGGAAGAGAGCGCAGAGAACCAGCAGAACAGUGAAGAAGGAACCUCCACCCCAGAGGACAAGGAGAGUGGGCAGGAAGGGGCAGACAGCACAGCUGAGGAGGGAACCAGUGACAGCAACACUGGGUCAGAGAGCAACAGUGCGACCGUGGAGGAGCCUCCGGCAGAUCCCAGUGCCGAGGAGAGCGACAAGAAGGAAUAG